UUCGGGGCCACCGCUGCCGCCCCGCCGCGCUCGCCGCCGCAGCCAGCCCACCUCGGACGCGCCGCCGCUCCCGCCAUGGGUCGACAGAAGGAGCUGGUGUCCCGCUGCGGCGAGAUGCUCCACAUCCGCCACCGGCUGCUUCGCCAGGCUCUGGCUGAGUGCCUGGGGACCCUCAUCCUCGUGAUGUUUGGCUGUGGCUCUGUGGCCCAGGUGGUGCUCAGCCGGGGCACCCACGGUGGUUUCCUCACCAUCAACCUAGCCUUCGGCUUCGCUGUCACCCUGGGCAUCCUUGUGGCUGGCCAGGUCUCUGGGGCCCACCUGAACCCUGCUGUGACCUUUGCCAUGUGUUUCUUGGCGCGCGAGCCCUGGAUCAAGCUGCCCAUCUACACCUUGGCGCAGACGCUGGGAGCCUUCUUGGGUGCUGGGAUUGUUUUUGGGCUGUAUUAUGAUGCAAUCUGGGACUUUGCCAAGAAUGAGCUCAUAGUCUCGGGCCCCAAUGGCACAGCAGGCAUCUUUGCCACCUACCCCUCUGGACACUUGGACAUGGUCAAUGGAUUCUUCGACCAGUUCAUUGGCACUGCCUCCCUCAUCGUGUGUGUGCUGGCCAUUGUUGACCCCUACAACAACCCCGUCCCCCGCGGCCUGGAGGCCUUCACCGUGGGCCUGGUGGUCCUGGUUAUCGGCACCUCCAUGGGUUUCAACUCUGGCUAUGCUGUCAAUCCCGCCCGGGACUUCGGUCCCCGCCUUUUCACCGCCGUUGCUGGCUGGGGCUCUGAAGUCUUCACGACCGGCCGCCACUGGUGGUGGGUGCCCAUCGUGUCUCCACUCCUGGGCUCCAUUGCGGGUGUCUUCGUGUACCAGCUCAUGAUCGGCUGCCACCUGGAGCAGCCUCCACCCUCCACUGAGCAGGAGAAUGUGAAGCUGGCCCAUGUGAAGCACAAGGAGCAGAUCUGAGUGGGCAGGGGCUACCUCCCCGCCCCCUCCCUUGAGCAUCCCCAGACUGUGCAGGGGCUGCUGCCUAGAAGCCUUCAUGGGUCCCUCCCAGACUGAGAAGCUCCUUGUCAACUCCCACUCCAGUGGACAACCCCCUUGGGGAUUCUCCCCAGGAUGCUCACCAAAUAGGCCCUUAGGACACUGUCUUUAAGCUGUGGUGGGAUAGGGAGUAGGCCCAACAUACCCUUUGUUUCCCAAAAGGAGAAUGGGCAGUGGGCGUGUGAGCAUGUGUGCAUGUAUGUGCGCGUGUGUGUGCUUUCCAAGAUACUCAGGGCAAGGGACCAAGUGGAAAGGAUUCUAGCUGUUGGGGGGAGACCAGAGGAAGGCAAAGAUCCAUCUGUGGUGUGUCCCAUCUGUGAGUGAAGAAAGUGUGAAGAGUCUGCAUGUUUCAGGGGGCUCCAUACGGAGAAGGGUCCAGAUAUAUGUGUUUCUGAGUAUUCUAAGCAGGGAGCUUCUCUAGGCUUUGGGGGAGGUAGG
Messenger RNA from Callorhinus ursinus (northern fur seal), 1470 nucleotides. RefSeq names its product aquaporin 3 (Gill blood group) (gene AQP3). Gene Ontology annotation, molecular function: water channel activity; urea transmembrane transporter activity; glycerol channel activity. Gene Ontology annotation, biological process: water transport; glycerol transmembrane transport. The record is from RefSeq and is a predicted model, not a curated record. Gene Ontology annotation, cellular component: basolateral plasma membrane; plasma membrane. Lineage: Eukaryota; Metazoa; Chordata; Mammalia; Carnivora; Otariidae.